Messenger RNA from Bombina bombina (fire-bellied toad), 2820 nucleotides. It is a transcript of the gene CHMP1B, whose product is annotated as charged multivesicular body protein 1B. Bases 140 to 739 code for a protein of 199 amino acids. Gene Ontology annotation, biological process: late endosome to vacuole transport; endosome transport via multivesicular body sorting pathway; protein transport. The transcript is spliced from 8 exons. The record is from RefSeq and is a predicted model, not a curated record. Gene Ontology annotation, cellular component: multivesicular body; ESCRT III complex. Lineage: Eukaryota; Metazoa; Chordata; Amphibia; Anura; Bombinatoridae.
AUGACAUUUGCUAAGGUGACGUCUGUGGUCAACAGGAAGUAGUGAGAACCGGGAAGCCGGAAGUAUCUGAAAUCUACGAAACUAUCUGGAAGCUGGAUAUACAUUCGCUAGUGUAGGCACCAAGAACCGAGGGUUCAUCAUGUCAAAUAUGGAAAAAAACCUGUUUAACUUGAAGUUUGCUGCUAAAGAGUUGCAUCGAAAUGCCAAAAAGUGUGAAAAAGAAGAAAAAAUAGAAAAGGCCAAAAUUAAAAAGGCUAUUCAAAAAGGCAACACGGAAAUAGCAAGAAUACACGCAGAGAAUGCAAUAAGGCAGAAACAUCAAGGCAUUAACUUUUUGCGCAUGAGUGCCAGAGUGGAUGCAGUAGCAGCUAGAGUACAAACUGCUGUUACAAUGGGCAAGGUAACUAAAUCCAUGGCAGGGGUGGUGAAGUCUAUGGAUUCCACAUUAAAGAGCAUGAAUCUGGAAAAGAUUUCAGCCUUAAUGGACAAAUUUGAACAUCAGUUUGAAACGCUGGAUGUUCAGACACAGCAAAUGGAAGAUUCAAUGAGUAACACUACCACCCUAACCACCCCACAGGGUGAAGUGGAUAGUCUGUUACAAGAAACAGCUGAUGAGGCUGGUCUUGAACUGAAUAUGGAAUUGCCCCAAGGUCAGACAGGCUCUGUUGGUACUAGUGUUGCAUCUACAGAACAGGAUGAGCUUUCCCAAAGGCUUGCACGUCUGCGUGAUCAAGUGUAGUUGGAGCAUUUUCUUUACCAUAAGCGCAUUGACUACAUUUCUUCUCUCUAUGUAGUACAUACCUGGAUUUGUUUUUCUGUGUAUGUCUCAACAAAUAAGUAAUUCUCAUACAAGAUUCUUGUUUCCUGACUUCCUUUUCAAAUGGCCAAAAGAUUCUGGAAGUCUCAAGUACAAGUUUGGCCUUGAAUAGAAUGCUAAUCCUGGACUGCUUCAUAUACCAAUUUGGAUUUGGUUCAAGAAAUGUACGACCAUUGCAUUAUCUGUUUUGAACCUUUAUGGUUGAGGUUUCCAAAGGUGUGAACAACAUCCUUAUAUAUAAGGAACUGACAGUGAAUUAUCUGCUCUUUGUGAAAACUUAAAAUAUAUAUUAUUUUGGUUUGCCUUUAAUUAAACUUUUUUUUUUUUUUUAAGUGAUCAAUCAUUUGUCCUAGCUUUGAGAUCUAUGCAAACAUUUUCCAUUAAUCUGAUAGUUAUGGUCUUGAAUUUCUCUAAUUUAUAUAUUGUGCUAAGAUCAUAGGAUGUUUGUUACAUGUAAUUCACUGGUGAAACUUUCAUGUAUAACCCUAUCAUUUAAAAAAGCUUAUCAGUGUAUGUGUCUGUUUUUUUUUUUUUUGUUGUUUUUCUUCCCCUACUAAAUUCACUAAUUAUCUUUGGGGGAAAUGUAUCAGAUUGCUGGUGGACAAGUUCUCAAUUAGGGAACCUGUCUGCCUUCAAUCGCCACUUGGGAUGCAGCAUCUUGUGGCAAAAUUUAACAUUGCACAAGAGCUCUCUUGAACCUGCCCAACAAAGCCUCAAAAGCCUAGCUAUCUUCCACAAUCACAAGGUUAAAACUGGUUUUGUGCAUAUUAAGUUCUACAAAUGAGGUCUGUAAUGACCCAGAGAUGUCCAACGUUUGACUGUAAGUGCAGUAUAUAGGCAGUUUCUUAAAAGUCCAUCUGUUCAGAUAAAGUUGACUUCUUCUUUCCAAUUUUCUCCUAUUGUAAAAUUUGCUUCUGCCUCUCGUGCUUAUUUUCCUUUCUUUUUCUUUUUUUUGUUUUAAAUACAACAAAUAAAUUGUACACUCUACAAAUAAACCAUGAAAGGCUUUCAUUUUGAAUCCAUAUCCCUUUAAGCAGCAUUUAAACACAUAAUGCAUUGGAUGAUUUCCAGUUUUAUUUUGUAUUAUCAAAUGUGUACCCGAAUCUUUUAACUUUUUUUUACUAGCUCCUUAGAUUGACAUACAUAGUCGAGCCAUGUGAUAAAUAUCUAUAUACAUACCUAUUUUAUGCAGUCAAGUUUUAAAACAAACUUUUUAUAAUUUUUAUUUAAUUUAAAUAAUCACAGUUGUCUUAAUAUCUGAAUAGUGAGAACAGAAUUAAAUAUUUGAUGUCUUUUAUAUUCAGAAUGGUACAGAAUGUAUUAUAAAAAAAGUAAAAUUGACUGCUUACAUAGAUGAAGAAUCGUGUAGAGAACAUGGCAAACAAUUUAUACAAAUGUUCAAAUAUUUUUUGCAUUUGUCUUUAUCACACCCAUGUAGGUAAAUUUAGUUUUUUUCUUUCUUUUGUAGUUUGACUUUUCAUUUAGGUUCUCUUGAAGGAUAAUAUGGUUUACUUACGUAUUUCUAUUUAUAAAAAAAGUUAAUUGUUUAAGAACAUUAAUACAAUAGUGUUGUACAGUGCUACCUACAAAAAUGUAAUUUGUUCUUUCUUGUAUGUUUAUUUCUUGAAUAAACCAUAUUUUCUUUGACUGAAGGCAUCUGCUAAACUGGCAAAUAUUCCGACAGAUUUUUGUUUGACAAAAAAAAAAAUUCUAAAAAAAAUAGCAUAAUUAAUAUCUCUUUAAGAGAGACUAUUUGGUUAUCCCCAUUAUAUUGCUAAGGUGAUAUUACAGACCUGUUAUUAUCAACAAAACAUUAUCAAAGUGAAUGUAUUUACACAGCAGUGAUGUUAGAUGCAGGGACCAAUGUAUAACUUUGGUAUAACUGUUGCAAAACUCAAGGUUAUGGUUUUGGGAUUAUAACGGCUAAACUCCCAAGACUAAGGCUAAUUUUCCCCUGUAAUAGUGAAUGGAAAUAAAAUGUAACAUGUGGAGUUGUAAUGAAA